GGUGCCCCUCACUCCCGACCCGCAGCCCCCUGCUAGCCCAGCCCUGAAAUCUUACCCCCCCAAACUCCCCCCACCACCGAAGUGCUGAUCUGUGUCUAUUUCUGCCCCCCCAGGUGAACCCCAUCAGCCACCAUCAUGUCUGACGCAGAAGAGGUGGAGUACGAGGAGGAGCAGCAUGAAGAAGAGGAACUGGCUGAGCAGGCCGAGGAGGAGGAAGUGUCUGAGGAACCCCAGCCGGCCGCAGACCCAGAAGAGGAGCGUCCCAAACCCAGCAGGCCGGUGGUUCCCCAGCUGGCCCCCCCGAAGAUCCCCGAUGGGGAGAGAGUGGACUUUGAUGUGAGUAUCCUAAGAAAGAUCCUGCCGGGCUGCAGGGGGCGGGGCGGGGGCUCGGUGGAUUGUGGGUACCGGGGAGGGUGCCAGGCGGAUUGUGGGUGUGGCAGGCAGGGAAGCGGAUCGUGGGUUCCAGGGAAGAGGUGGGGCCGGCCGGGGGGCGCUGUGGGUGGCCGGCCAUGCUCUGACCCGUUCCCGGGCCCCUGGCAGGAGCGCCGCCGAGCGGAACGGAACGAGCAGGUGCGGUUCCGGACCGAGAAGGAGCGGGAACGCCAGGCCAAGCUAGCGGAAGAGAAGCUGCGCAAGGAGGAGGAGGAGGCCAAGAAACGGGCCGAAGACGACGCCAAGAAGAAGAAGGUUCUGUCCACCAUGCCGCAUUUCGGUGGCUAUCUGGUCAAGGCCGAGCAGAAACGGGGCAAGCGGCAGACGGGGCGGGAGAUGAAGAACCGGAUCUUGGCCGAGCGACGGAAGCCCCUAAACAUCGAUAGCAUGCGGGAGGAUGAGCUGAGGGAGAAGGCCAAGGAGCUGCACGACUGGAUCCACCAGCUGGAGUCGGAGAAGUUUGACCUCAUGGAGAAACUCAAGCGCCAGAAAUACGAGAUUAACAUCCUCUACAACAGCAUCAGCCAUGCCCAGAAAUUCAAGAAGGGGGCCCCCAAGGCCCGCCUGGGCGGCCGCUGGAAAUGA
Molecule: messenger RNA, 1017 nt
Organism: Chrysemys picta bellii (western painted turtle)
Lineage: Eukaryota; Metazoa; Chordata; Testudines; Emydidae
Source: RefSeq, a predicted model, not a curated record